Prorocentrum cordatum is the source of this 2125-nucleotide messenger RNA. The record is from the annotation of a GenBank genome assembly. NCBI's taxonomy places the organism in Eukaryota, Dinophyceae, Prorocentrales, Prorocentraceae.
CAGGAUGCGUUUCUCCACGCCAUAUCCAAGGAUUUCGUCCUGACUGUGCCAAACAUCGAUUUCAUGUGCCAGGCCUGCCAGGACUGCACCAGCAACGUCAUAUCAAAGCUGUUCGCAUGCUUGCCCACGGCCGAGGCCAACCGGUUCUUCUGCCACAUGAUGCUCGCCACCCUCACGGACAUCCUGCGGACGGAACAGCAGAUGUCUAACAUUCUAGAUUUCAACGCCGCGAACCCUAGUGGGAAGUACAAGCUCGAUCUGGACAAUUGCUCGGCGCACGCAGUCGCCGAGCGGCUUCGCCUGCUGGACAGGUGGGAGAGGAUCGUCGACGGCAGACGCGGGCGCAUCGACGUGUCGCAGCGCCACAACCGCUCGCAUUUCCGCAACGAAAGCUUCCAGGGCCGCUCCCUGUGGCCGCGUUUCCCCUCGGUCGCCGACUGGCCCCUGCCAGAGACCUCCAGGCUGGAGGUGGACUACGUGACGACGCAGCGGCCAGGGCCAGACGCGGAGUGCAUAGACGAGGAGUUGUGGGCGCAGUUGAUGGCGUGCCUCAUGGAAUCGCCCUGCGACCCAGAGAACAAGCUGAAGGUGCUUCGCUCUAUAUCCCACUAUGUUUGGCUGACCUGCUUUCAUGUGCGCCAGCUCAUCGGAUGCUUCAGAAAUCCAGACCACCGAGUUGACGUGAUCGUCAUGUUUUUCUCACGGGUCAUAGACAUGUGGAACGAGAAGGUGUUCCGUGUGCGAUUGACCCCCGACGAGAUCAGACACGUGAAUGAGCGUUUGGGAUACGCCACCAUGUUCCCAUAUCUGCAGCCAGAGAACUGCAGGCUUGCAUUGGAUAUGUCGUAUCCCGACCAGCGACUCGUGUGCAAUUUCUUGGUGCGGCUGGAAGAGAAGGAGAAGCCCGGAAACAUUCAGGAGUACGAGAUGCAUUACGUAAACGGGGAGGUUGACCGUUUCGAGAUGGGAAUUCCACGCAGCUGGGUUGAGUUGGAUAGUUUGCCCAUUGAGGGGGUAUUCCACUGUUAUUACAAUUGCGCUCCAGAAGAUAGGCGCUUCGAGUUUCGCCGGAAAAAUGCCGAGACCGCUUCAUUCUGCACAAUGAGUAUUGUUGAGAACAGUGUAUCUUGGUGGGCGAGCCUCAACGAGGCACCUGUCGACGUCCUUUAUUUGUUAUCGUGGCUUGUGGGGAAGUACACGAACAUGAAUAAGGUAUUUAGAGCUCUGACUGGCAGCACGGACCCUAACAAGACAUUCAAUUUGCGGCAGCUCGAGGAUUUCCUUACGCAGACCGGUUGUACGAAGUUCCACGGGCCCGAUCAGCAUUCUCGCAUAGCAGCUAUUUUCAGAUAUUUGGAUCCUGGCCGCGAGGGCUCUGUGUCAAAACACGAAUUUAAAGCAAUGGAAAAGCUUUGGCAGGAGAUGGACCUCUGCAUCCGCGAGUUCAUGUUCUUUGUGUGUCACGUAUUUGGCGAUGACAUGGAGGAGCUGUGGGCCGCUCUCGACGAAGAUUCCAGCGGCGUUCUGACAUUGCAGGAGUGGCUGAGGGCCUGUGAGCACGUAGGUUACUAUGGUCCUGCCGAUAUUGUAUUCAAGUUCAUCGACAGCGACGACGAUGGAGCUAUACAAUUCCAGGAGCUCGGGGUCCUCGAGGCGAUCAUGACUAACGUCGGGAAAAAGAAGUCCAGGGCAUCUUUCGGUGCCACCCCAGCUUCCCAGGACAUGACCCGCCCGCUAUCUCCACCAAAGGAGAGCCCGAGGCCAUGACCAGCCCACUUCCAGCGCGGGUAAGUGGCGCCUGAGCAGAGGAAGUCUCCCAGAAGGAGGGCCAGCAGCUCUUGAGCGCAUGAUCAUCUUGAGCGGCCAGAGGGGAAGUACAAGUUGUGCUGUCCAAGAGGACGGCUUGAUAUUCGAAUUCGGGUGUGGUGUUGCGUUGCUGUUCUGUUACUUCCACCCUUUCCAGUCCCUGGAAGCUCUUUGGCACUGCCUUGGUUCUCCCCUCGCUCCUGCUCCUCCCCCCCCUCCUCCUCCCUUGAUCUUCCAAAGCUGUGCCCGCCCCCCGCGUGCCCCCUGCGAACGCAGGCUGCGCGGGCAUAUCGGGGGGGCUCCUUCCUCGGACUUCCUG